This is a messenger RNA of Ustilaginoidea virens, 2730 nucleotides long. RefSeq lists its product as uncharacterized. Bases 1 to 2730 code for a protein of 909 amino acids. The record is from RefSeq and is a predicted model, not a curated record. Gene Ontology annotation, molecular function: carbohydrate binding; hydrolase activity, hydrolyzing O-glycosyl compounds. The transcript is spliced from 3 exons. NCBI's taxonomy places the organism in Eukaryota, Fungi, Ascomycota, Sordariomycetes, Hypocreales, Clavicipitaceae. Gene Ontology annotation, biological process: carbohydrate metabolic process.
AUGAAACGAAUCGGCUUCGUUCACUUGCUGGUGUCGUGGGGGACAUGUCUGGCAGCCCUUAUGAAGGCAAAUGGCUCCGACUCGCUUGCCCACUGCCCUGGGUACAAGGCUUUUAACGUGACGACGUCUGGUAACCAUAUUCAAGCUGACCUGCGCCUCGCCGGCGCGAGGUGUAACGCGUACGGCAAGGAUCUCGACAACCUGAAGCUUGAAGUCGCAGUCGAGACAUCGAACAGAAUCCAUGUCAAGAUUUACGACGCAGCUGAGCAAAUCUAUCAAGUUCCAGAGUCGGUAUUCCCACGACCCAAGCCAAUCGAGCACAGUGAGGAAAAGGACGCCCUGAAGUUUGAUUACGAGGGCAAUCCAUUCUCUUUCCGCAUUGUUCGAACCCAUGAUGGUCAAGUUCUCUUCGACUCUUCUGCUGCAGUUUUAGUCAUUGAGGAUCAGUAUCUGCGGCUGCGGACUCAUCUCCCUGAUGAAGCGAACCUGUAUGGCCUUGGCGAGCACUCUGAUUCCUUCCGCCUGAGCACGUCCAACUAUACCCGAACACUGUGGAACGCUGAUGUGCCUUCUAUUCCCAAUAAUCAGAACCUUUACGGGAGUCAUCCCAUUUACAUUGAACACCGGAAGACGGCAUCUCAUGGCGUGUUUAUGCUCAACUCCAACGGCAUGGAUGUCUUUAUCGACAAAGGGGAAGCGGGUCAGUACCUAGAAUACAACAUCCUCGGCGGCGUUUUGGACUUGUUUUUCAUGGCUGGUCCUACGCCCGUUGAUGUGGUUAGGCAAUAUUCUGAAGUUGCUGGCCUUCCUGUAACAAUUCCGUACUCGGCUCUUGGAUUCCACCAAUGUCGCUGGGGUUAUCGAGACGUGUUCGACGUUGUCGAGGUUGUGUACAAUUACAGCAAAGCCGAAAUACCACUGGAGGCCAUGUGGACCGAUAUUGACUACAUGGAUGGUCGGACGGUCUUCUCUGUCGACCCUCAAAGAUUCCCGAUGAAUAUGAUGCGCGAGCUUGUGGCCCACCUUCAUGCGAGCAAACAAAAGUAUGUGCUUAUGGUUGAUCCUGCUGUUGCGGUGAAGAACUACGGCCCGUACAACAACGGUGUGAAAGAUGACAUUUUCCUUUUGAACGCUACCAAAGACAUAUUCCACGGCGUUGUUUGGCCUGGCCUUGCUGCGUACCCAGAUUGGUUCGCAAACGGAGUUCAAGAGUACUGGACCAAGGAAUUUUCCCGCUUCUUCUCCCCAGAGACGGGAAUCGACAUUGACUUCUUAUGGAUCGACAUGAAUGAGCCAGCCAACUUUUGCGAUUACCCGUGUCUCGACCCUAUUGCAGCCUCCAAAGGCUAUCCCCCGCCUGCUCCUGCGGUUCGCAUACCACCUCGUCCGCUCCCAGGCUGGCCAUGCGACUUUCAACCACCUGGUACUAGCUGUAAGAAAUUGAACUUGAACUUGGGGCAGCGAGCUUCGCUAUCGAGGGAGCAAAAGCAUGCGCCCAAUGGACAGACAAGCGCCUUAUUCGAAGCACAAUCGUCUGGUGCACAGGUUUCUCGCGCUGACAGACGGAAAGGCCUGCCUGGCCGCGAAUUGGUAGAGCCUCGGUACAAGAUUCACAACACUUGGGGACCGUUGCCGCAAAAGAGUAUCAAUACCAGCUUGAUUCAUCACAACGGACUCUGCUUGUUUGACACGCACAAUCUUUACGGAAGCAUGAUGUCGGCCGUAUCUCGUGCAGCCAUGCUCAGCCGUCGACCUACGAAGCGGCCACUGGUGAUUACGCGCUCAACCUUUGCUGGUGCCGGUGCUCAUGUCUCCCACUGGCUGGGGGAUAACGACUCGGACUGGCCGCAUUAUCGUUGGAGCAUUCGCGGGAUGCUGCAAUUCGCGUCCAUCUUUCAGGUCUCCAUGGUGGGCUCAGACGUUUGCGGGUUCAACGGCAACACGAGCGAAGAGCUCUGUGCCAGGUGGGCCAUGCUGGGAGCCUUUCAGCCAUUCUACCGCAAUCACAACGCGGAAGGGCAGGUUGACCAAGAGUUUUACCGCUGGAAGUCGGUCGCGAAAGCCGCUCGCAAGGCCAUGGAUAUCAGAUACCGACUGCUCGACUACUUUUACACGGCAAUGAUGCGGCAGAGCCGCGACGGCACACCGGCCAUCAAUCCAAUGUUCUACAUCUAUCCCGAGGACGAGAACACGUAUGGUCUCGAGCUGCAGUUUUUCUGGGGGCCAUCACUGCUCGUAGCUCCUGUAUCAGAGCAGGGCUCCACGAGCGUGGACAUUUACCUACCCGAUGACAUCUUGUACGACUUUUACACACAUGAGCAGAUCCGAGGACAAAGACGGGCCAUGACCAAGGCCAACCAGACCCUCACAGAUAUUCCGUUGUACCUUCGCGGGGGUGUCAUUGUUCCCCUCCGUGUCAAAUCAGCCAUGACUACUGCCGAGCUCCGAGAGCAAGACUUUGAGUUGAUUGUCCCGGUCGGCAAGGAUGGCGCGGCCGAGGGCAGCCUGUACUUGGACGACGGCGAAAGCCUGAAGCCAGACGCAAUCUCCAGCAUCGAGUUCAGGUAUGAAAAGGGCCGACUUGACAUGGAUGGAUCGUUCGAGUACAAGACCAAAGCCAAGUUGACCAAGGUUACGGUGUUGGGGGCAAAGACGCCGAAUGGUUGGGCCAGCACCUGCAUCACUCUGGAUAAGCCUCUGGAACAGCCAUUCUCGGUGAAAUUGUGGUAG